GCAGCAUAUAGAUGAGCAAAGAGAGCUAUAUCUGCAAUAUGACCCCGAGGAUGUCAGGAUGGAGCAUGAGAUCCUCACUUGGCGCAACCCGCCGAAAUAUCUCGACAGUAAAACAUCCGACUCACCAGUCAAGAAAGACGAGGUCAGUGGUGGAGCCAUGUCUGACAAUGACAUCUGGGGCCCCAAGGAAAAGAACUUGCCUGAGAUCUCGGAGGAAAUGAAAUCCUGGAAGGAGGGAUUACUCCAUCUCGGCCAAGUUCAAGACGAUUCUCCAGACAGAAUUUGUCAUUUUAAAAGUGUCCUCGGGACAUCCGAGGAUACUGCACUGUUGAUUCUUCAUGAUGCGGCUGAAAAGGACGAUACUCGGACCACUGGUGAUUCAGAACUAUCUGUCUCCGAAUUGCUGAAGCUUCUGAACAGUCGCUUUGUGGAUAGCACGAAGAUAAUGUCGUUUUUUUUUCAGGCUGGAGGACAUAACAAUGGGAUACUCCAGUAUGCCAAAACCAUCAGAGGAUCCUUUCGAGUGCUUCAGCUACAUGGCGGAACCAUUUUUUAUUACCAUGAAGUUUUUAGGCGCAGCCUCAAGACUCUACAAGCUCCUACCAGGAGCACCGGUAGCUUUGAGCCUGAUUCGAAAAGAGCUCCACGGGUUAACAAAGUUCAUG
Molecule: messenger RNA, 665 nt
Organism: Cryphonectria parasitica EP155
Lineage: Eukaryota; Fungi; Ascomycota; Sordariomycetes; Diaporthales; Cryphonectriaceae
Exons: 1
Source: RefSeq, a predicted model, not a curated record